Messenger RNA from Nematocida major, 864 nucleotides. RefSeq lists its product as uncharacterized. Lineage: Eukaryota; Fungi; Microsporidia. The record is from RefSeq and is a predicted model, not a curated record. The coding region runs from base 1 to 864 and encodes 287 amino acids. The transcript has a single exon.
AUGCUUGCUCAAGGCAUACGGGAGGCCACAGGCCGCCUGGCGGCAGAUGCAGCCCCAGAGCACCUAAACGAGCUUUUGGUGCUGGGGCUGGCUUUAAAGCAGGACCCGGUAUUCGCAAUCACUAAGGACUUCAUCUUCCAUGCAGCAGCAAACGGUAUCGAGCUUGCCCAGGAGCACCCGGGCACGCGCCUCCUCUCGAACCUGCUCGGCAGCCUUCCGUUGGACGACAAUGUAACGCAACGCAAAUCGCUGGGGGAUAUAGUAUGCCUGGAUAUGCUGGGCAAGCUAUUUCCAAAAAUUGGCCUGGCAAAGAGAAUACUUGCUGUAUUCUAUAGACACCCAUACAGCAUCCGAGACAUAUGGAAGUACACCGGAACCAACUGUGCGCCCGCAGGGAACGCCAUCAUGAAGUACCUUACAGAGUACACGGCUAAGUCGAGAGAGUCUCUUUUCCGGUGCGAACUACUAACAGGGAAUUUCAACAUCGAUAGUUUGUUCCCCCUUUUGCUUGCAGACAACUCAACGGCCCGCAUUGACAAAAUCUGCGAGCUUAUUGUGGAUGUGGAAGAAGAAUAUCUGGAGAUGGCGCGAGACGCCAAGGAAAUCUUUGAACUCCUCCUGUUUCUCGCCAGCUUGAAACACAAAGACACCCCGCCCGAUCUGAUGAUUGCUCUGUGCAGCAGGGUUGAGCUAAAGUCAAUCAAGACGUACAGACGCAGCUAUUAUAUAGACAGCAAUGAAGCCUCUGUGUUUCUGCAGGAUCUGGAGAGGCGCCGGAGCGCUCUGUCGCAGGUGCCCAGCGGAGAAGAGGUGUUCAACGGCAUGGUGGACAUGCUCCAGUCCAUCCUAAAGAGGAAGAAAUAG